This is a messenger RNA of Brachypodium distachyon (stiff brome), 2304 nucleotides long. RefSeq lists its product as uncharacterized. The transcript is spliced from 10 exons. The coding region runs from base 1371 to 2018 and encodes 215 amino acids. The record is from RefSeq and is a predicted model, not a curated record. Lineage: Eukaryota; Viridiplantae; Streptophyta; Magnoliopsida; Poales; Poaceae.
CCCGCUCCUCUUCGUCCACGCUCCUCUUAUCUCCCUCUCCGUUCCUCCGCCGCCGCCAGCGUCCGCCCGGCCACCUCCUCCCCACGCCGCUUCCUCCCACAGCUGCUCCUCCCCCGGAUCCAACGCUCUUCCUCCUCCUUCGCUGAAGUCCGCCCGUCAGCCCCCCCGCGCUGCCUCCUCCCACAGCCGUUGCUCCGUCGGAUCCCACGCUGCUGGUGAAUUCGGAGCCUCCACCGCUGCACUCGUGGAGGAGAUGAAGCGGGCAGAUGGAGGGGCGGUCGCCACGCGCGCAUCUCUCCUCCAGGCUCUAGCAAGGCGGGGGAUUCCUCUCCUUCGGCACGGCGGCCGCCUUGCGAUGGCGCUUCAGGCAAGGCGGUGGUCCCGUGCGAGGGCGCGGUUCUGGCAACUUGCGUCGAGCGUGGAACGGGCGGUUGCAAGUUCGUGCGUGUGCACGACCUCGGUCAGCUAUGAUCAGCCCCGUAGACUGGAACUACCCCACUUCCCCCCACUUCCGGUGUUUAAAUUCCUUCUGCGGCUACAAAAAGGCCAAAUACGAGCUCUGCAGCUCAGUCUCCUCUCCGCUGCUCUUCUCUUCCGACAUUUGUGAACUCAGAAAACAAGUGAAGCGAGGAGACCUGGAGGAGUUCCGGUGAGCUACGGUUGUUAUGUCCUGUCGAUUUGUAGAACUCCGACGAGGAGAGCUGAAGGAGUUCCGGUGAGCUACGGGUUCAACUGGUUUUUGUGCUUGAGAACUUGAGUCAUUUCUGAUAUGUGUACUACUGGUUCCUUCGAAAUUUUAAGGGAUAUAUAGGACUCAGAAUCAAACAAUAAAUGUAAGUUGUGUAUCCGGAAAAAAAUGUCUUGCUUGGUGCCUGUAGGUGCCUAAGUUUCAGCCUUUCAGGUGUGCUUUACCUUCUUAUGAAUCUCUUGUUUGUGCAAACCGUAUGAAUCUUUAUUCUGUCAUUGUAAGCAGCUAUAGCAUAGAGCUUAAUGUCCAUAUUCACUGUUUUGAGGAUUUUGGAUCACUGUUUUGAGGAUUUCAGAUUAUCAAUUCUCAGUUUUAACAAGAUAGAAGGCUCAAGUUCUCAUUUUUUAUCUGCUUCUUUUACAUGGAGUAGUCUUAUGUUGCCUGUACUUUGUUGCUUCAUAUCCAUUUCUUAUUUGCAUGAUGUCAGGUUCAUAAUUCAUAUGUCAGACAACUUGGAAAAAAAUAGUUUUCCUUCGGGCAUUGCUGUUUAGCUAAUACCGGUAGCACAACCUAUAAGGACGAAGAGGAGGAGGUGCUGGAGCUUGUUGGCCACCACUACAUCCAUCAAAACUUCCUUCGGUGAUAUAUAUGGCACCAUUUAACCUUACACGCAAGCGCAAAUAUGCGGAUUUUUGCAGCACCCCCGCCACCACCUAUGUUUAAAGACUUCGAUGACAUUGCGAUGGACGAUGUCUUCACAAACGCAAAAUUUAGCAUUUGUGUCAGGGUAAUUGUAAAAUUUCCUGCGAAUAGAUAUGGUGACGACAUGCACUUCAUUCUGAUGGACAAGACCGGGGCCAAAAUUGAAGCAAUCGUGGCGGGAAAUGAACAAGUGAACCGAUUUAAGCACAUCCUUGAAUCGGGGAAAAAUUAUACAAUACACAAUGUUACUUUCCAUCUUAACGCUGAAGAUAUAGUCUUUCGAAACAUAGGCCACACAUUUGAGUGCGCCUUUGAUCGCAAGACAAAUGUUAUCAAUUGCACUAUGGGAAUUCCGUUUCCAUUGUACCCAACGGAGUUCACACCCUAUCAGGAAGUUCAUGCCCGCCCAAACAAAACGUUCGUAGACAUAGUCGGUAUUGUCGUUUAUUAUGGUGAUCUUGAGAUCGUUGGAAGAUACCCAUAUGCUGAACAAUAUAGAGAGGUCAUCUUCAUGGAUUUAAGGAUGUCUAGAUACAUCAGAGCACACCACCAUUGCAUGGAACCCAGAUCACAGUGCAGUUGCUGCACUUCAGCAAAUCCGCCAGAAAGUAUUAAGUGGAGAGAUUGACCUGAAGUUUGUCUGGAGGUUUCUUGAGCAAAGAAGGGCUUAUCUGGCAACCGCUGUCAAAGCUACGAAUCAUGCUCGACGCCAGUCAUUGCCAUAGUUAGGAUGUUUACUUAUAAUCGCCUCUCUAAUGGAUGUUGAUCUGUAAAUAUUAGCAUGGAGUUGUGCCCCAUGAUGACGUUUAUCUUUCUGUAUGUGGAUGUAUAAGGUUAUGAAACAUUCCCUGUUUGGAUGCAGUAUGUAUAUAUGAUUGUGAUACAUAUUAAGUGACGUGCUACUUUAUCUGUCA